CCGACGCCGUACGUAGCAGGUGUCGAAGGGAGUGGCCAAUGAAUACCUUAUGCUACUUAGAGGGUUUACAGGGUCAUACAGGCUCGGUUUCCAUAUACGAGGGCGCUACAAAACGUGGUAGAAACGUGAGCGAAACUCUCGCUGAAGAGCGCAGAAAUCCGACAUGACACGAGAACACUUCUUGGAAGGGAAGGACAUCGUUGUCGCUGGAGCAGGAGUGGCAGGUCUCGCAUUUGCACUCAACCUACAGAGACAAUGGGGAGACAAUGUUCCCCCACUGAGGGUGGUCGUCUACGACCGCGACAAGCGAGAAGUCGACCUCAGGCGGCAAGGAUACUCACAGACGCUGAGUGGCAUCAAAGAGGACACCGGGCUCGUCGUCUUGAAGCAACUGGGGCUCUUGGACAAAGUCAUAGAUGGCGCCGUGAUGACAGACGCCAUCAGCAAGUUCACGAUAUGGGACAAGGACUGGAACGCCUCCCCCAGCUUCAACGUGCCAGCCUAUGGCGACAUGCCAACCUCCGCUGUGCGCAUCCCGCGACGCGUCCUGCGAACGAUUCUCAUUGAAGCUGCGGAGGCUGCCGGUAUUGAGGUUCAUUGGAGUGUAUCGUGUGAAGACUUCGAGUACCUCGACGACGGUCGGGUUGGCAUACGCCUCCGCAACGCAGAUGACGGUGAAAUAAUCGAGACAAGAGCAUGCGAUCUACUCGUCGCUGCGGACGGCGCAAACAGCAAGAUCCGGACCAUCCUACGCCCCGAUGAUACAUUGCAAUAUACUGGCCUGAUGAUGAUGGGCGGUGUUGCCGAGUUCCCCCACGGCGCUGUUCCAGAUCACAUCAGAGACAAAUGGGGCAUGGUUCUCACAGACCAAGGUAUAUCCUGCUUCCUUUCGCCUACAAGUCAAAUGGGAUACCAUUGGGGGCUCAGCUGGUGGGAACAGAGUCCUCGCGCGCCUCCAGCAACUUGGUCCAUCGAGUAUACCCAGAGCCUGAAGUCAGAGGCCCUCCGGCGCAGCCGAGUGAUCGCAGAUCCCUUUGCCACCAUCGUCAAACGAACCGACCCAUCCACCAUGUUUAUCAUGGCUGGAAUGGACAAGCGACCCUUCAGCCACGAGCAUCUGAGAAAGGUAGUCUUCAUCGGCGACAGCAAUCACGCCUUCUCUCCACUGGCAGGCAACGGCGCCAACGUGGCCCUUAAGGACGGUUAUGACCUGGCUGAGCAGCUUUGUAAGGCGUCUUGUAUGGAUGAUGCUAUUUCACAGUUCGACCGUGAGAGUGUUCCGAGGGCCCUUCGCACACUUGACAGGUCACAUGAGCGCAUCGCCAGCGCACACACCACACAGCUUGAUCGCGAUCAGUUUACGGACGGCUCGGGUGCGAAUGACUUCUUAGUUGGACAGCAGCACAGUGACAAAUAGGACUAUGAAAGUAGCUUACACUGUGUAUUGGUCUCUUUGGGUCAUGGCGUAUCCAUAUUAUUCUAUGUGUCGGAGGGACCUCAUGUGUCUUGGGAAAAGUUGC
Molecule: messenger RNA, 1520 nt
Organism: Aspergillus candidus
Lineage: Eukaryota; Fungi; Ascomycota; Eurotiomycetes; Eurotiales; Aspergillaceae
Product: FAD-dependent oxidoreductase
Exons: 2
Coding region: 164-1417 (417 amino acids)
Molecular function (GO): FAD binding
Source: RefSeq, a predicted model, not a curated record